Molecule: messenger RNA, 689 nt
Organism: Contarinia nasturtii (swede midge)
Lineage: Eukaryota; Metazoa; Arthropoda; Insecta; Diptera; Cecidomyiidae
Gene: apn
Product: protein apnoia
Exons: 3
Coding region: 113-499 (128 amino acids)
Source: RefSeq, a predicted model, not a curated record
CGAUCAGCAACAUUUCAAUUUAUUCCAUCGAACGGUGAACUAAGUGUCCACACAAUAGUUUUUCGACAGUGAUCGACAUUUAAAGCGCAAAAAACAAAAAAUUAUCGAAAUCAUGGUGAACUCAAUGGAUAAAAUCAUUUUGGUUGCUGCCGUUUUAUGCUGUGUUAUUAGUAUGGCAGCAUGUCAAAAUGAAGUGAAUAAUAGCACGUCAGAUUUGUCAGAAGCAGCUCGUACUUUUGGACAUCAUCUGUUGAAACGUUUGACGUUCGCCAUAAUUCCAACUGCAUUCGUUGUUGGUGUGAUAAUAACUCUUUUGGCCGCUUUAACCAUUGUUUCCAUCAAAGGUUUGGGUGUUGGGGUCAUUCUGUUGAUCAUUGCAAUUGGUCAAAUUUUGGCACGUACAUUCCAAGCAGCGCCUGUGCCAUUGCCGCAAUACAAUUCAGCAAUUCCACUUGUAUACCAAAGACAAGAACCAAUCUGGUUCGACAAACAGUGGUAGAUGUGUGUGUGUGUGUGUAUGUGCUCCAUGUAUCCCUUCGGCGAGGUUUUAACAUGAAUGGAACCAAUGCAAAUAACUUGUUUUAAUUAAUUUAUUGUCGCACUUAAGUCUAAUUUAUUUCAAAACACCCUGUAAUUUAUUGAAAACUUUAUUUAUUGAAUAUUCCAAAUAAAGAGAAGAAACCAAACAU